Messenger RNA from Homo sapiens (human), 844 nucleotides. RefSeq names its product proteasome 20S subunit beta 6 (gene PSMB6). Bases 32 to 673 code for a protein of 213 amino acids. Lineage: Eukaryota; Metazoa; Chordata; Mammalia; Primates; Hominidae. Gene Ontology annotation, cellular component: nucleus; proteasome core complex; proteasome complex. Gene Ontology annotation, biological process: protein catabolic process. Gene Ontology annotation, molecular function: threonine-type endopeptidase activity. The record is from RefSeq and is marked reviewed. The transcript is spliced from 6 exons.
AGUUGCUUUGAGGCAGUACCGGAGGAGAAAGAUGGCGGCUACCUUACUAGCUGCUCGGGGAGCCGGGCCAGCACCGGCUUGGGGGCCGGAGGCGUUCACUCCAGACUGGGAAAGCCGAGAAGUUUCCACUGGGACCACUAUCAUGGCCGUGCAGUUUGACGGGGGCGUGGUUCUGGGGGCGGACUCCAGAACAACCACUGGGUCCUACAUCGCCAAUCGAGUGACUGACAAGCUGACACCUAUUCACGACCGCAUUUUCUGCUGUCGCUCAGGCUCAGCUGCUGAUACCCAGGCAGUAGCUGAUGCUGUCACCUACCAGCUCGGUUUCCACAGCAUUGAACUGAAUGAGCCUCCACUGGUCCACACAGCAGCCAGCCUCUUUAAGGAGAUGUGUUACCGAUACCGGGAAGACCUGAUGGCGGGAAUCAUCAUCGCAGGCUGGGACCCUCAAGAAGGAGGGCAGGUGUACUCAGUGCCUAUGGGGGGUAUGAUGGUAAGGCAGUCCUUUGCCAUUGGAGGCUCCGGGAGCUCCUACAUCUAUGGCUAUGUUGAUGCUACCUACCGGGAAGGCAUGACCAAGGAAGAGUGUCUGCAAUUCACUGCCAAUGCUUUCUUCUUUUAUCCACAGCUCUCGCUUUGGCCAUGGAGCGGGAUGGCUCCAGUGGAGGAGUGAUCCGCCUGGCAGCCAUUGCAGAGUCAGGGGUAGAGCGGCAAGUACUUUUGGGAGACCAGAUACCCAAAUUCGCCGUUGCCACUUUACCACCCGCCUGAAUCCUGGGAUUCUAGUAUGCAAUAAGAGAUGCCCUGUACUGAUGCAAAAUUUAAUAAAGUUUGUCACAGAGAA